This is a messenger RNA of Canis lupus familiaris (dog), 15689 nucleotides long. RefSeq names its product StAR related lipid transfer domain containing 9 (gene STARD9). The record is from RefSeq and is a predicted model, not a curated record. Gene Ontology annotation, cellular component: nucleus; cytoplasm; centriole. Gene Ontology annotation, molecular function: microtubule binding; lipid binding; ATP binding. Gene Ontology annotation, biological process: spindle assembly; microtubule-based movement. NCBI's taxonomy places the organism in Eukaryota, Metazoa, Chordata, Mammalia, Carnivora, Canidae. The transcript has 33 exons. Bases 103 to 14220 code for a protein of 4705 amino acids.
CCCGUGAGGCGCGUGGGGCGGGCGGGGCCGGGUUGGGCGUGUGGUUGGGGCCGGGGGUGCUGCCCUUGGGCGGACUUGCUAGGCUCGGGCGGUGGCCGAGGGAUGGCGAAUGUGCGAGUGGCCGUGAGGGUUCGGCCCCUCAGCAAGAGGGAGAUCAAAGAAGGGGGAAGAAUUAUUGUGGAAGUUGAUGGCAAUGUGGCAAAAAUCAGAAAUUUAAAGGUGGACAGUCGACCAGAUGGCUUUGGAGACUUCCGGGAGAAGAUUGUGGCAUUUGGCUUUGAUUACUGCUACUGGUCAGUCAACCCAGAGGACCCUCAGUAUGCAUCUCAGGAUGUGGUGUUCCAGGAUUUGGGGACUGAAGUAUUAUCUGGAGCUGCUAAAGGCUACAACAUAUGCCUUUUUGCCUAUGGGCAGACAGGCUCUGGGAAGACAUAUACCAUGUUGGGGACCCCAACCUCUGUUGGGCUGACACCACGGAUAUGUGAGGGUCUCUUCAUCAGGGAGGAGGACUAUGCCCCACUGCCUUCCUCUUGCAGGAUAAAAGUAAGUUUCCUGGAAAUCUAUAAUGAACGAGUGCGGGAUCUACUGAAGCAAUCUGAUAAAAAAAAGUCCUACUCUCUGCGGGUCAGAGAGCACCCAGAGUUGGGGCCCUAUGUACAAGGUUUAUCUCAACAUGUAGUUACCAACUAUAAGCAAGUAAUUCAACUCUUGGAGGAGGGAAUAGCAAACAGAAUCACAGCAGCUACUCAUAUUCAUGAGGCCAGCAGCAGAUCCCAUGCCAUCUUCACUAUCUACUAUACACAGGCAGUCCUGGAGAACAACCUCCCAUCUGAAAUUGCUAGCAAGAUCAACCUUGUGGACCUAGCAGGCAGUGAAAGAGCAGAUCCCAGUUACUGUAAGGACCGGAUUACCGAAGGAGCCAAUAUCAACAAGUCUCUUGUGACUCUGGGAAUUGUUAUCUCCACCUUAGCCCAGAAUUCUCAAGCAUUCAGCAGCUGCCAAAGCCUCAACAGUGCAGCCAGUGAUGGUGACAGUGGGAUCCCUAGCUCUCCUUCAGGGACCAGCAGUGGAGCAGGGCCUUCCCGGAGGCAGUCUUACAUCCCAUACCGGGACUCCGUGUUGACCUGGCUGCUGAAGGACAGUCUUGGAGGCAACUCCAAAACAAUCAUGGUUGCCACUGUGUCUCCUGCACACACUAGCUACAGUGAGACCAUGAGCACACUAAGAUAUGCAUCCAAUGCCAAACACAUCAUCAACAAGCCACGGGUAAAUGAGGAUGCAAAUGUAAAAUUGAUCAGAGAACUCAGGGAGGAGAUUAGAAGACUAAAAGCCAUGCUGCUGAACUUCGAACUGAGAAACUUCAGUCCACUGAAUGAGGAAAAGGAUGAGAAUCUGAAAGAACUGGUUCUCCAAAAUGAAUUGAAGAUAGACCAUCUGACUAAAGACUGGACCCAGAAGUGGAAUGAGUGGAAGGCCCUUGUGGAGAAUUACAGAGUGGACAUCAACAGGAGGAGGGCUGGGGUAGUCAUUGACUCCAGCCUGCCACACCUAAUGGCCUUGGAGGACGAUGUACUUAGCACAGGUGUCGUGCUCUAUCACCUCAAGGAGGGGACAACAAAAAUAGGAAGGAUUGACUCAGAACAGGAACAGGAUAUUGUCCUGCAGGGGCAAUGGAUUGAGAGAGAUCACUGCACUAUCACCAGUGCCUGUGGGGUAGUCAUUCUGCGGCCUGCCCGUGGGGCCCGCUGCACAGUCAAUGGCCGGGAGGUCACUGCCUCCUGUCGUCUCACCCAAGGAGCAGUCAUAACCCUGGGGAAAGCGCAGAAGUUCCGAUUCAACCACCCAGCAGAGGCCGCUGUCCUGCGGCAGAGAAGGCAGGUUGGAGAGGCUGUCGGUGGCAGUGGCUCUUUGGAAUGGUUGGACUUGGAUGGAGAUGUCACUACCUCCCGGUUGGGUAUUAGCCCUUUGCUUUGGAAGAAAAGGAGAGUGCUGGAAGAGCUGAGUGACGAGGACCACCAGCCACUGAGGGCUGGAGAGGCGCCCCACAGAGCCCAGAUUCAGCAGCAGCACUACGUGGGGGAUUUGAGGCAGCGAAUCCUAGCGGGACAGAUUAGAGCCAAACAGGAUCUGGAGUUGGACCAGGCGCACAUCAGCCGGCAAAUUAAAGACAACCAGCAGUGGCUGCUCGGAGACGAGAUCUGGCUGACCGGUUUGCAGCAGCAAGACCACGUAGCAGAGAAAGAACUCAAGGCCUGUGUGCCAUCUGGUGCUUGGCUUCAGACAGAUUCUGAGACUCAGCUAUCCCCACUGGUCCGAAGUCAGAAGAGGGAAGUGAGACUGCGGCUUGGGUGCAGGAACGCACUUCGGGUGGCACAGCGGGACAUCCGGCGAAGAAAGGCCUCCUUCCAGCUAGAGAGAAUCAAGAAGCAGAGGCUACUGGAGUCCCAGAAGGGACUGGAGCCAUCCAAAGCAUCGUGUUGGCUCCAGGAUGACUGCACCCAAAAGCCCCCAUACUGGGUACCCAGCACUGAUGCCAUGCUCCCAGGACCUCAACAUAGAAGCCGACUGCCAGGUUGCAGUUCUUUGAGCCUCCGAGGGCUCUGCAGCUGGUACUUUCCCCAGCUACACAGUAUUUUCCUGAAUCGGGAUCCCUCCACCAUGCCUGACCCUACUGACCAAAUAUCAGAGAAAAUUCCAUCAGAAGAGUAUUUCCCCCAGGCUGCUGCUUACCCUCCAAGGACAGGACACUUCAGUAAGAAUGCCCACUGUUCUUCAGGCAGGGGGCCUCUCUGCACUGCCAGGGGGGCCUUGGCAAGGAAAGGAGCCUCAGUCUCAGGCACCUGCCUCACUGUGAGUUCUGAGUCUGCCAGCAUCCAGGAAAUGGAAAGAGCGGGUAAGCAGCCCUGUCGGAUGGUGUCUCAGAGCUUAGCAUCUCUGGAUCAUUCAGUUAACAAGCUAAAGCCAAGGGAUAAUAAGCCAGUUGCACUCACUCCCUCCACCUAUAUCAGGUGGGGUAGGGGACUAGCAGACUCUGACCACACACGAGCUGAGUGGCAAAAAGAAGAGAACCUUGGAACCCACAAGACUGCUAAAGGAGCCUGUUGCAGUUCCUCACAACCCUGUGGACCCAAACAGGCAUCUGGGCAUGGAAAGGCAGCCGAGAUUUUCUGGGUGGAAUCCAAACCACCUUCUCAAAGCAGGGCAUCAAAAAGGCAGCAGAGGGUGCUGGUCAAAGACAUUGUAAAAAAGUCCUCUUGUUUGCCUCAUGGCAGCCCAUUGAGGAGGCAAUACCACGUGGGAGACCCAGAUUCCACAUCCUCACUCACAGAUUCCAGCCCAAGAGUUGAUCAUAUAAGAGAUAGAAAUGGGGACUUAUCUGAUACAAAUAGCAGGUACUCAGUGGAUUCUCUCUCCUGUGUCUAUGCCAAAGCCCUAAUGGAGCCACUGAAGCCAGAGGACCCCCAGGGGAAGGAACAGGGUCUUCCAGAGCCAGAGAAUUCUGAAAGUGAUGACAGCCAAAUAUCUGAGGACUCGCUGGCUGAGAAGGGGUAUGAAAGCCCACCAGACAACCCAGGGAGCAGUUACCUCCCCAGUGGUCAUGGCCACCCCAGGACCAGAGUUAUGGCCUCUGUGAGGGGCUUUACCACAUCCUCAAACAGUGGACUAUUCACCCAAACUCACAGGAGCUUUUCCCUGGAUAGCCUGAUUGAUGCCAAGGAGGAGCUGAGGGAAGAACAGCAAGAAGAGGGUUUCUUCAGUUCAGCUGACGAGAUGCCCACAGAGACUUUUUGGCACCUACAGACCUCCAGUCUGCCCAUAGUAGAACAGGAGGCAAUGUGUAGACUUGGUCCCAUCAGCAAUGGAACGGUAGCCAGGCUGGAUGCCAUCCUGCCAAUGAGCAGUUCAUUUUACCUUGGUCCCCCGCCCCAACCCCCCUGUGAGCAACCUGAGUCAGAGGUAGAGGCAAGCUCCUCUGAACAGACAAACAUGCUCCAAGGCCUGCAGCUUUCAAGAGGGAGUCCUCUGUUGUCCAUGGAUUCCUGGUUUUCCUGUGACUCUAAGAUAAAUUCCAGUAGCCCCUCAGGAAUAGUGGGUUCUUUAUGUCCAAGUCCUGAUGUCCAGGAAUCUCAGCCCCAUGGUUGGGAGAGGCCUGGACAUGGGCAAAAUAUAGAAGAACUAAAGCCAUCAGGGGCAGAAAUACUCCUGCCCUAUACCUCCAAACUACCCCAAGGUGGUACUGAGCUGCCCUGCUGUGUAAGAGGUGUGUACACAAUCCCUGCUUCUGAUACAUCCAAGCUAUCAUUUUGGGGGUCUCAUAGGCUUCUUCAGCCACGAGUUGCUGGCAUCUUCCAGGCCAGAGGUAUCCCUGACACAGCCCAGGAAGGCAACUCUGAAGCAUCCAACAACUCCAGUGUUUCAAGUGUUUUGGCUGCCUCUGCUGCCUCAUUCACUCAUGUAGGCAGUACCCACGAGAGGGACUGGGGUGCCCUUCAGCAAAAGUACCUCCCUGAACUGUCCCAUCCCGUGUUGGAGGCUAUAAGAGAAUCCAGGCCAACUUUCUCCUCCCUUGAGGAAGACUCUGCUUCCUUGACACAAGGUUCUGGCAAAGAAACAGAUACGCUGUUGCCAGUUGGUUCUGGGGUAUCUAGCAGUCUGGAUUUCAGCAACUUUCCUGUCCAUUUAUCCAAAAUUCAGUGUUUGAGAGCAGAGAAAGAACAGGACAGUUUGAGUGCAGAGCUAGAAGGUACUUCAGAUUUCUUUACAAUUAGAGAGAAAGAGGUGAGUCAUAGUGGAACUUACUCAGCAGAUGUAGAAUCAUUGACUUCUGGAACUACAAAUGUUGUACCAGUCUUUGCAGCAGAGAGCAAGAUGGCAAAUUCCAUGAGAGAAGUAUGUCAAGUCAAGCAGAACAACUUGGAAGAGUCUUCUCAGAGUAGUGGAAAGCCUCAGAGGAUGAGUUCCUCUGAUGAAUGUUUUUUCUUGAAAAGUCCUUGUCACAGUAAUAUCACCAUAGUCAGUAAAGAAAACCACUGGCCCCAGGGCUGGGCUCCUCCCAUGAAGAAUAGUGCAGCCCAGGAGGGGCAGUUAAGUCACCCUGGCUACCCGCCCCUGCAGGAAGAGAAGGUAGACUAUCAGGAAAGCUCCAGGGAAGUGGUUAGAAGGCACCCAAGUGUUUCGUUUGCAUUUCUGUCAGGUCCAAAGAUGUACCCCCACUCUGGUGCCUGGAAUCCACUCCCAUCUUCCUUGCAGCCACCUCCCUUGGAGACAUUCUAUGUGACCAAAAGCCGGGAUGCCCUGACAGAAACUGCCUUAGAGAUCCCGGCUUGCAGAGAAUCAAGAGUGCCUUCCCCAUCCCCCAGAGAAGCCUGGGGCUUUGGUCAUGACCACCAAGUUCUCCAAAAUAUUUAUUUUAAGAAUAAUUUUCCAGUGCUGUUACAAAACCAGAAUUCCAAGACUGCCUCAUCUCAACAGGUCACAGCAGGAAGGCCAGUUGAUCUGAACACCAAGGAAGUUAGCAGAGAAAGAGGGAAGUGCCCUGGAAACAUUGAAGAAGAAAGCCAUAAUUCAGUUUAUUUUUUUGUUGCUCAGAACAAACAUUUUCUUUCAUCUACUAGCACAAAAGUAUGUGAAUUUGAAAAUCAAGUUGGAAUUUUAAAUAAUCACAAUCUUUCAGCACUUAAGGAGAGAGAAAAGGCCACUGUACAGUCCUGUUUCAAUGUUUGCUCAAGCCAUUCUAGGUCUAGGAAACCUCUCCUUGUUUGUGAGUCUGAGGCAGAUGGGGAAGAAGAGCAGGAUCACAAUGUAGUUCUAAGACAGACCCAGGCCUUAGAUAUGAACAGACAGUUUCCUUCUGGGGCCAGGUCUGAUUUCAUCUAUGAAACCAUCAAUUUAGCCCUUGACAACGAUAUGCUGGGGGAAGCUGCUAUUUCUUUGCAGUCCAGAUCAGUACAUCAUAGAGUAAGUGGUCCAAAGAUAAUGGCCCCAGAUGAGAGUCCAGCCCACAAGGGUGAGAGGAAAAAUGAAUCUGGGCUUCUUGGGAAAGCUUUCCAUCCCAAAGAUAGCUCAAAAGAGUUUAAGCAUCCAAAGACAGAGUCUAUAUAUGAAAGAUUCCAGUCAGUUACAUGCUCUCAGGAAAAAAACCUGAAUGAAUCCAAAGGCCCCGGAAGGUCAGAAGAAAUGUUAAGCCCCAAAGAAGAACCUUCUGGAAAGAAACAGAAUAAAAGAGUUAACAGUGGUGAUGAAAUGGCCAGGCUAAUUAGGAGUGUAAUACAGCUGGAAGAUGGCAUCUUGGAAAUUGAAUCCAAGCAGAAUAAGCAGCUAUCUGCUUCCCAAACACUGGGAGUCGGUAAGGAGUUUGUGUUCUGGGACCAGAGGGACCAGGAGAUGGCUGACUAUGUCCUGAGGCCAAGCAGCUUUGGAAACUACGUGUCUUUGAAGGAUCAGCCAUCUUCUCCAAAACAGACGGAUGACGUUACCUUUAGGGAUAGUGAAGCUAGAGAAAUGGAGGUUGACAGUAGCACUGGGGAAGGUCUCCAGGCCCAGAAAAUCACCUUGAGCCCCUUUAGGUCAAGGGAAUGUAUACAAGACACUAAGUUUGCAAAAGAGGACACUUGCCCAGCUGUAUUAAACAGAUCCUCCAGGGACACUUGUGAUUAUGUAAGGACAUGUACAGUUUGUAGAGAGUUCACAGACACUUGUGCUAAUCCAAGAACCAAAGCACUGGCUAGUGCUCUGCCACUGCAGCCCAGCCCCAAGAUGUCUUCUGAGAAGGAGAGUGAGGCAGAGAAUGCAUCUGCAAGCCCCCCCACAAGGCAGCCUUGUGGCUUGGGAAGUCUUGAGGAACUGGAAACUGUGAAAGAUUUUUGGGAAACCCAAGUUGCCAAGUGUAUAAGUAGUUCUAAACAAGAGGAGCCUAAAGUUCAAGGUAGAGUUGAAGAAAUGGCUGUGCGAAGAGGAGGGAACCUACAAGAGGAAAAUACAGUGGUUUCACUGAUUCAGCAACUUCCUAGCCCAAGCCAGUGCUGUAUCGGCACAUCUUCCAGCCAGGAGAUUGGUCCAUUGCUGAGCCAGCCAGAUUUCUCUGAGGCUCCUCACGGAAACCUGCAUAGUUCCUUGCCCUUGAAUUCUCCAAGGCUGCCAAGAGACUGUCUUCAUGUACACGAUACUGUAGGCAUCUCUUCAGUUGACUAUGUACUGGAUCCCACAAUUUUGAAAAUACCUAACAGUCCCUUGGUAACUGGAGCAGAAAGUCAGGACCUGUGUGGCGAGCCCCAAAGCCAUAGCCCUCAGGGAACUAUUAGAGAGGGCUCCUCCUCGGCACACUCUGCUUGGUGUGGGUCUGUGAUAUCCACGUCCAUGAGAUCUCAUGGUCAAUUCUGUGUAUCAGAGAACAUUCCCCUGGGGGCAGAGGGCAAGAGAUCAGUAAGUACCCAAGACCAAGGAGGGGACCUCAGAAGCAUCUUGAUGGGCUUGAGUUCCAGAGAUGGUUUUGCUUCUGAAGCUGAGGCAGCUGUACAGAGAGGAACAGAAAGAGCCACUUCCCUGAACAGGGCCUCUAGCCCACUUGAAAAGAAGGCCAGCUGCCUCUUAGAAGAGGGUAACAGUCAAGGCUGUCCGGCAGAGGAGGCUGAGGAUCUCUAUCUUCCUAGUGGUACAUUCUCAGCACCUGUGUCCCUGCCAAGGAUGCCUCUCCCAGAGCGCUGUGCUCAUACAUCCAUGGGCUUGGGUGUGUUGGAAGAGAUCACACAAGCACAAGCCGAGGGAAAGCAGCUUCAUGACUUGGGGGCUGGAGGCAAUAUUCUUCCAUACUAUGAGACUUUACUAGGACCUGAAUGUUCUUCAGGGGUCACUGACCAGUCGUUGUCAGAUAGGACCAGAAAUGAGGCUGAAGCACAAAGAUUUCAUGUAGCCUCUCUCUCUGCUGAACCAGGACAUCUAUUGACUAAUGAGAGGAAAGUUUCUCAGGCCACACCCCUCCCUGCAGACAGCUUUCAACAUCUGCCCAGCACAGAGACUCACAUAGUCCCACAGCCUACCUCACAGAUUUCCUCCCAUGUAGCCCCAACUCUAGGAAAAAGCUAUUGUUCUGGAGAAUUGAGACUUUUUCUGGGAGCUGGUGAACAGUUGGUAUGUCACUCCAGUUCUUCUGGAAUCAUAGAGAAAAAGAAAAAAGCAACCACAACACCUUCCUCUGCUGAUCCUGAGAGCUCAGGCAAUUUUCCUUCAGUAGCUGUAGAGGACAGGAGGGAAAUACCAGAGAAAGUAGUGGCUGCCUUACCUUCUUGGACCCCUCUGAAUGACCCUGGCAUGAUUCCUCACAGGGGAAGCCAUUCAGCUCUGCAGGCGACUAUAGAGGCCACGCUCCCUGGUGGUCAGGAGAGCAGCCCAGCACAUCAAGAACCUAGAAUUCUAGAUACCACUUAUGGAGGAAGUUCAGGUAAUGUCUUAGUGGCUGCAAAGGGAGGAAAAACAACCUGUUUUGAAAGUCAGCUUGUGACCUGUGAUGUUCAGAAUUCUGUCAGCCUUUCAGGGUGUAUCCAAGACUACGCUCCAUGCCUUGAGGCUUUCACUGGCUUAGAAGAAGGGAGGGCAAGUCCCAAACAGGGUACCAACCUGCCUAGAGCUCUGAGAAGGGUUGAACUGGAAGCUCCCUCACAGCAGCGUGUGAAGAGGAAGGAGAGUGUUGGCUGUGGGCUGGCGGAAACCUGCCAUGGUGGCAGCAAACAUUCUAGACUGACUUCAUUGCCAGAUCAAAGACCUAGCCCAAGUCCUGGGGGAGUUCAGGAAGAAGCCCAGUGCAGAUGCCCACGGGAAGCUUCAUACUGUGUUGUCUUCUUAGGGAACAUUGAACACAGCAGGACUCUUAGUCUAUCUAGGGGGCAGGAAGACAACAGAACAACUCCUUGCCAUUUGUGCAAUCCUAAACCCAUUGCUUCUCUUAUCUCUUUCUCCCCACUCUCCACUUUACCGGGUUAUAGAGAUGGUGACUUGGGAAAAGAGAGUUCCAAGGCUGCCCUCCACACUCUCCAGCCACCCUGCAUAAUGCCUUCCAGAAUCAGUGGAAUGGAUGAGAGAGGAGAAAGCUGUUCCAGGGAACUUGAAGGGCUCUUGGCACCUGGCCUUGAGCCCAAGGUCAUUCAUAGAGAAUUUGGGCCAACAGACAGCAGCACUCAGGAGCCUUCUGCUUCUGCUGCUGUCCUAUCUCUGGUUCAAGGAGUCAGCUCCCCUUCUGCCCCUGGUAUGAGGACAAGUUCACUGAGCCACUCAGUGGCUGAUGGAAGCUCAAGGUCAGUAGAGGAUCCUGAGAAAGAGGUAGCUGAGAAGAAACCCAGCACAGAGCUUGAGACUGCCUUUUCCUCUGCAGACAUGUGCUCUGAGCCACUGAGGAAAUUUCAGGGCAGCUCUGUAGGUGGCCAGAAUACACAAGAGUCUCAAACCAAGCCAGAACUACCUUUAACAGUGGAGAGACCACACACCCUGAAUUUAAGUGAAGGAUCUGUUGAGAGUGAGCUUCCAGGGGAACCACAGCAUGGAUGUUUAGGAAAUGUAAUCCAGCAUCUUCCAGAAAAGCCACAACUUUCCACUGAAUUCAGAGAUCACAGUGGCUUGGGUCCCCAAGCUAAGUUUGUAGCAAAGUUAAAACACAUCUCCAGGCACCAAGCUGAUGGUCCUUGGGAGGAGGAGGGUCAGCAGAGAGACCAGGCUUUGAGUGGUAGUAAAGAGCCUGCCCAAGACAGGAGUUCUCAACCUUCCCAUGAAGGUGGCUUGGAUGGCUGUCAGAUUAGAGAUGCAGGCACGGAGGAGGCAUCUACAGCCAAGUCCUUUGUGUCUAAGAUGUUCUUGACAGGCUUCGAAGAUUCAGCCACCAUGCCUUUGGGACAAAGUGGAGCCCCACGGCUCACACCCCAGAGUCCUGGCCUGCCUGCCUCUGGCAGGGAGCAGCCAGCUCCCCACCACAGGUGCUCACUUCCUGUGAUUGCAGUCUUCUCUGGCCCCAAACACUCCAGGUCCUCCCCCAGACCACAGUUCUCCGUGGUCAGCUCUUCCCGGUCUCUUCAGGAGCUGAAUUUGUCUGUGGAGCCCCCUUCCCCCACAGAUGAGGAUAUACAGGAGCCUAACAGAUUGUGGUCUCCACAUCACAGAGACUAUUUCUCGGAUGAGUCAGCAGUGAGAACAUCUCUGAAAGCUGAGGGCUGCAGUCAGAAAGCCUCAUCUAACGCGGACAAUAGGACUGAUAAUCACUGGCCCCCAAAACCUACUACCCUUCCUUACCCAAGGUCAUCAGCUCUUUCUUGCAUGCCAACCCCUGAUUUCAUGGCCAGCUGGACACCCAGGACCCUGGAAGAGUCCUGGCAGGAAAAUCUGGAGAGACCGGGUAGCCAGGCGAGGCCUGAAAAGUGGCACUCCGAGGCAGACAAAAAAAUGUUACACUUUGACUCCAGUGACAUCAAUCCCUACAUCCUCUCCUCCCAUCCAGAGAGGCCUGUGCAGAUUGGCUGGAAGCAGUAUGUGUUUGGCAGUGCAUUAGAUGUCUCCUGCGGCCAGACACCCCAGGGCCUGAUACCAUCAAACAAAACGCGUUGUUCAAGCAUGGACAAGGGCCUAGAACAUCAGAACUCUCCACUGUACUCCCACCUCAGCACCCAUGCCAAUGCACGGGACCUGUCGAGCACACACAGCAGUAUUGGAAAUGCCCAGGGUUCAUGUGAGGCCUGGGGAGUAUGGGGUUCCUCAUUUGCCUUGGGGAACCUCCACAUCCUGAACAGCCCUGAAGGAGCAACCCCCAGUAAGGGUGCUGACAAGAGAGCCCAGUUCUGGGACACCCCUGAUGAAGUAGGCUGUCUGAGGAAUGAUCCUCUCUUGGCUGAAGGAAGUGCGGCAAGUCCAGUAGAUGAGAUUAUGCUGCUGUAUCCAUCAGAGGUGGGUGGCCCUGUGGGACAGUCCAGGAUAAACACCUUGGAGCAGGGCACACAGACCCUGGGGUGCAGUCUCCACUGGAGCUCCACCGACAUCUCUGCUCAGCCAGAAACCCGUGCAGUGCCAGUUUCUGGUCUGGUCUCCUGGACUAGCAUGCAUAAUCUCUCUCUCCACCUCUCACAGCUGCUGCACAGUACCUCAGAGCUGUUGGGGAGUCUCUCUCAGCCAAGUGUGGCUGAAAAGGAGCAGAACAUCAAGAGGGAGACCCCAGAUGAAGUGACCCAGGCCCUUAUGAUAGAUGGCUAUACUCAGACCACCAUGGACAAGGGCAUCCAAACUGACCUGGCCUUUCCACCCCUGCACCUCCAGGCCCCAGAGGCCGGCCCUCAGGAGGUCAGUGGGGUCCUUGAAGUGCUGGGCUCAGAUAUUCCCAUUAUGUUCCCUCAAGAACGGGGACAUGUCACGCAUAACCUUCAGAAGAGAGAGACAGAGGAAAUGACAUCUAAAAUGGCAAGGCCCUCAGAACUUCAGGAAGAAAGUACCCACUGCAGGCCACAGAGCCUUCCAGCAUCCACAUCCCACGUAAGGUUUCAGAAAGCCCACUUUGGGCAGAACCUCCCUUCUGUGAGCCCUCAGGCCUUUCCAGAUGCCUCCCUGCCUCCCAGCUCCCAGCCAGAGGUGCCCUCCUGCCUGGCCGUUGGCAGCCCUAGCCUCAGCAGCUCCCAAUCCCCAGAGCCCUGCCUCAGUGCUGCAGAGUCUGUCAGGGAUCCUCAGGUCGAGAAGGGGCUGGGCACCAUUGGUACAUUGUUGGUGGACAGAGCCUCCUCCCCAAUUCUCACACUUAGUGCCAGCACCCAGAGGUUGGGGUUCCCCUCAGACUCUUUAUCUCUCACAGUCCCCUCAGCUUGUCCUCCUGAAGGCCACCAGAAGCUUGUCUCCAGCCCAGACCUUCUCCUUGACACCUCUAGGUUUCCAGUGGUUAAUAAUCCUCAAACUACUGAUGAGUCAGGUGGCUCCCAGAGAGUGGGGGCUCUAUGUGGGGAAGGCAGAAGUCCCUUAGAAAGGAGUGAUGGCAGGCCAUUCCUCAAGAUAAGCUCCCCAGAUGGCCUACCGCAGAGCCCGAAACUCCAAGUUUGUUUGUUAGAGCAGCCGCCUCAGCAGCUUCAGCCCAGGACAACCACCUUGAUCCAAAGUGGACUGCCACCACCCUCACUGAGGAGCCAGAGCCAGAGGCUGGCCAAUGGCCUCGUGCCCGAUGACCUGGCUUCCUUGGAGUGUGACCCAGUGAGCAGUAGGGGGCCAAGUCGAUGGCAGAGCAAGACAGAACACGGGGAUGAGAGUUCAGCAUCUCCAGUGGAGCCACAACCCACUCUGGAUUUUUUGUCUUCAAGGGAAGACCUCCAGCCCCUCAUCCCUUGCCCUGUCUCUGGGUUGACUGAGGGCUCUGUCCACAGAGCCCUGUCCACAGGGCUCCAGGGUUCUGCUUUGGGCCCAACCGAGGCCUGCCAAACUGAGAUGUUGCUGUGCUCUGGUUCCCAGGUGUGCGUGGCCCCUGAGCCCCAGCAUCACAGCCUGAGGGACUUCCCAGUGCAUAACAGAUAUACUCAUUGGUGUGGGGUUCAGGAUGGCUCCCCUGUGGGGCUAGGCUUGAUGGAGUCACUGGGGCCCAGAUGUGAUCUUAGCUCUGGAGAGCAGGGACAGAAGCCCCUACAACCUCCUGAUGACCAGAGCCAGGGUCCUCACUGGUCGCAGAGGGAGCAGAUCCCCCUACAAGUGGGGGCCCAGAACCUCUCUCUCAGCAUGGAGCUCACAGAAGCAAAACUGCACCACGGCUUUGGGGAGGCAGAUGCCCUGCUGCAGGUGCUACAGAGCGGGACAGGGGAGGCGCUCUCUGCUGAGGAGCCUGUGCGGUCCACCUGGGAGGAGCUCUAUGCCCGGCAAAAACAAACCAUUGAGACCCUCCGGAGAGAGCGGGCUGAACGACUUCAGAACUUGCACUGGAUGCAGAUCAGGCCCCGGAAACAACUGAGUCUCCUGCCCAACAGGGAUCUCCCCACCCGGGACCUUGACCUACCCAGCAGGCGCCGAGAAUACCUGCAACAACUGAGGAAGGAUGUUGUGGAGACCACCAGGAGCCCAGGGUCAGCAUCACGGUCUGCUCACCCCGCCUCUGACAUAGCAGUGAUGCUGCAAGAAUACCAGCGUGCCCGUGAGGAGGCCAAGGUGGAGAUUGCCCUGGCCCGGGACCGGCUACGGGAGAGGACUGAGCAGGAGAAGCUGAGAAUCCGCCAGCAGAUCAUCUCCCAGCUGCUAAAGGAAGAAGAAAAGCUGCACACCCUGGCCAUGUCCAACUCCCUGAGUACCAGCUCCAAUGGAAGCCUCUCCUCUGGUGUUACCUCUGGCUACAAUAGCAGCACAGCCUUGCCAGACCAGCUCCAGUCCCCAGACAGUGUGGGGGACAUAAACUUGCUUGAUUGCAGUGACUCCUGGAUAGGGGAUGUUCGGGGCAGUUCUACAGUGAGGACCAGUCACCUGAGUCUGGCUGGGUCCGCCUGGAAGAGCUUAGCUUCUGGCCCCAGAACCUCCCUAGGCAGCGGCUGCUGUUCUCCGUCCAGCCUGUCCAGCCUGGGGGCCUGCUUCUCCUCCUCCUAUCAGGAUUUGGCCAAGCACAUCGUGGACCUCUCUAUUGCUGAUGUAAUGGCUGCUUGCUCAGAUAAUCUGCACAACCUCUUCAGCUGCCAGGCAGCAGCUGGCUGGAACUAUCAGGGUGAAGAGCAGGAGGUACGACUUUACUAUAAGAUGUUUUCUUCUACUCGGCAUGGCUUCCUGGGGGCAGGCGUGGUGUCGCAGCCACUAUCUCACGUGUGGGCAGCUGUGAGUGACCCCACCCUGUGGCCACUAUACCACAAGCCCAUCCAGACAGCAAGGCUGCAUCAGCGAGUGACCAAUAGCAUCAACCUGGUAUACUUGGUGUGUGAUACCACCCUGUGUGCUUUGAAGCAGCCACGGGAUUUCUGCUGUGUCUGCGUGGAAGCCAAAGAGGGCCACCUGUCUAUCAUGGCAGCUCAGUCUGUUUAUGACACAUCCAUGCCGAGACCUAGCAGGAAGAUGGUCCGAGGGGAGAUCCUGCCCAGUGCCUGGAUCCUGCAGCCUGUCACUGUGGAAGGAAAGGAGAUCACCAGAGUCAUCUACUUGGCCCAGGUAGAACUUGGUGCACCAGGCUUCCCUCCUCAGCUCCUAAGCUCCUUCAUCAAACAGCAGCCGCUGGUCAUAGCCAGACUGGCUUCCUUCCUUGGUUGUUAGCAUCGCACUGUCCAGAUGGUGCUGCAGAGACGCAGGCAGCUUCCAUGCACCAGUGACACGCAGGUGGCUCUCAUGCACCAGUGACACUCAGGUGGCUCUCAUCACUCUGUGCCAGGAGGCAAGGAGAGCCAAGGCUACCAGCUGUGGCUAACCAGGCAGACAGCACUCAGACCUGAGUUGCCAGCAAAGCCCCAUUAGUACUUGGGUGACAGCUGGCGCCUCUGCAGAGUAAGGGGACCUGAGCUCCUGGCCCUGGCUUGCCAGAGUGAAUGAUACUCACCUCAGCAUUUUGGAUUUCUCCCCUUUUUUUCCUGUCCCUGGGACUCUGUGGUGGACAAGCUACUUGAAGACCAGGAUUGGGUGCAACCAGCAGAACUGGGAGAGGGCAGUACUCUGGCACCCUGCCUCCUUGCUUGGGCCCAGCCCUUGGGCAGGGAGGGAAUCAAGCAGCCGCUGACCAGGACUGUUCAGAAUCUGCCUCUAGCUUCCAGCUCCACUGUGGAAUGGAGUAUUGGAAAAUGGCAAACCAGAAAACCGGUUUAAAAAAAAAAAAAAAAAGUUACGCAAACCACAAUGAUUCAGAAUCGUUUCUCCUUGGAUUUUUACAAAAUACUUUAUUAUUAAUUUUUGCUUACCCCGCCCCCCUUCCUUUCCCUCACAGGAGAGGAUAUUUGGGUCUUUGCCUCAUUCAGGAGUAUUGAGCAAUGUUCAGUCUCAGAACCAUCGCUCGAGCUCAGAAUGGGAAGACCACUGUAGAAGCAGGUUGGACAGAUUUGGGGUCAAGGAUGGCUCUUUGAGGAGGGGUAGGGGAGGGCAGCCAAAUGUUGGCUGCUGACAGGGCAAGAGAAAUCUCAAAGAGCUGAAAAGUUGCUUUUUGAAGACUGGAGAAAAGAUAUUAGAACUCCUGGAGGGGGUAAGUGAUUUGUUAGAAGGAAACAGUUCCAUCCCUUACCUCCCUCAGACUCAGAGCCUUGGUGCCAGCCUUCAGUGGUCUCUUGAGCGUCCAUGCUGCUGUGGUAGGAUGUGCUAUUCUAAGAUGGGUUAGGGAAUAGGCUCGGUUUCCUGGUACCUCAGCCUGGCUGACCUUGAGCUUUGAGUAUUCUGUAUGGUUAUGUGGACAUGGUAGGGGUGGGAGAGAGUCUCCGCUUCCAUUCUGGUGCCCACAGUCUUUGGUGGAGGAAGGUGACCAUAUAGGAAUUAAAAAGAUGUGGUGAAAAGGUCAGUUUCUGUAUGGUACAGCACAGAGAUUUGUUUCUUUAGAAGUGUUUGCAGGGUUUGUUUUUUCUUUUACCUCAGAUUGAAAGCUUUUUAAAUUGCUUUAAAACGUUAUCUUUCUGGUUAAAUUUUUUUGGGUAUAUUUAACACCCUAUUUAUUUACUUCCAUCUCUUCAUAUAAAUCUCUUAAAAGACUAUUGAUUGAAAAAGUCAGAACAUUUGCAAAUUAAAAGUCCAUGGUGUCCUUUCAUUUA